AUGAUUGAAUGCUCUGUAUUUGGAUAUCUAAAGGAGAUCGACUGUAUUUGCAACUAUCUGAGGCUAUGCAAAAGAACAGACAAGAUUGCUACUGAAAGUAUAUUUUCCAAUGGACUAAACGUGUUACUUGUGUCUGAAGAGAGUGAUGGUGUUUAUUUGAUAAGCAGAGGGGCUCCAGAUAGGAACAAGAAUAGGAUGUCGCUUUGCUCAAAAGUACAGAGGUCGAGGGUCAGGACUCUGGGCACUCUUAAGGUGUUUCUGUUCUCGCUUGGAUUUGAGCUAGUGAGGCAGGGAAAGGUUGAGUUGAUAACUUUUGAGAAAGAGCCAGGCCACAUCGAGAUAUCAAAGCACGUUUCUGAGGAGAGCAGCAAGCAUAAGGAAACUGAUGAUUAUUACUUGGUCAAGGUGUUUGUAAUUUCAGAGAAUGCACAUGAUGGAGAAAGAAUGUUAAGUCGGGUGAUUGAGGAGUUGGAAGGCCAGGUCCAGCUCGUAAAGCCCUCAAUAAAAUGA
Encephalitozoon romaleae SJ-2008 is the source of this 510-nucleotide messenger RNA. RefSeq lists its product as hypothetical. The record is from RefSeq and is a predicted model, not a curated record. The transcript has a single exon. The coding region runs from base 1 to 510 and encodes 169 amino acids. NCBI's taxonomy places the organism in Eukaryota, Fungi, Microsporidia, Unikaryonidae.